CAUCACUGUGGAUAUUGAAGAAAGGAGUUACUCAGCCCAGCCGGCUUCACUUGCUUACUCUGGAAUCACAUCUGUUUAUUAAGAAGCUGUGUGGCUUGGAGGGCUUGCUGUGCCUAAGGAAGGUCAGGAUCCCAGACACUAUUCUGUUUAAGCCCUUCUGAACUCUGCACUUCUGAUCACUCCCAUCGCUAUUAUGGAGCCCAACAGUCCCAAAAAGAUCCAGUUUGCUGUGCCUUUGUUUCAGAGUCAGAUAGCACCUGAGGCAGCUGAGCAGAUCAGGAAAAGAAGGCCCACACCAGCAUCUCUUGUGAUUCUCAAUGAGCACAAUUCACCAGAAAUAGAUGAAAAGAGGGUGACCAACUCACAAGGAGAGUCCCAGAAUGCAUCUCCUAAGCAGAGGAAGCAGAGUGUGUAUACGCCUCCUGCUAUGAAAGGUACUGUGCAGGGGUUAAACAUCUGAAAAAUCAGAAUGACUCAGCAUUCCCAGAGGAAGAAGAAGGAGUAAAUGAAAGAGAAGAUCAAUGGGACCACUAGUUGAGGAAAUGAGGCAAGAAAGGUUCUUGUGAAUAACUGAACUGCUAAUCUUUCCAAAUAUCCCCUGGAACUCCACUGCUUGGCUUCUGGAAGCAUUCUCCAUCUUGGCACUCCACUGGAUUCUAGAGCCACGUGGAUCUUCUUCCAUAGUACUUAUCACCCAGGAAUAAACAUUUAUUUUACAGUAAUCUUUCUUUGUAAUGAUUUAGAAAUGCCAUUUACAAACAUGUUAGCAUUCUAACUUUAAUAUUGUCAGUGCUUAAUUCCCAAUGUCUUUCUGUUAUGAUUUGCAUUAAAGGUCAACUGUAAAUAGUACCCUUCUAAAGCUAUGAAAUAAAUGCAAAAUACCUUUA
Dromiciops gliroides (monito del monte) is the source of this 887-nucleotide messenger RNA. It is a transcript of the gene PPP1R1C, whose product is annotated as protein phosphatase 1 regulatory inhibitor subunit 1C. Gene Ontology annotation, cellular component: cytoplasm. Bases 194 to 460 code for a protein of 88 amino acids. Gene Ontology annotation, molecular function: protein phosphatase inhibitor activity. Lineage: Eukaryota; Metazoa; Chordata; Mammalia; Microbiotheria; Microbiotheriidae. The transcript is spliced from 5 exons. Gene Ontology annotation, biological process: intracellular signal transduction. The record is from RefSeq and is a predicted model, not a curated record.